AUGCAAGAAUAUGGUAGCGAUGGAUCAAGUAAGCCAGGUGAAAACCGUGGUGGGAAAGCUGACAAUGGAAAGAUCACGCAGAACCAAGCCGAGGGCUAUCAGGCGCAACCGCAUCAGUACUCUUUGAUGUCGCAGAAGAGUUUUAGUUGCCCUGGUAAGGAGCCCGAACAAAAUACAGGAAAUUAUUUUAGAACUGCACCCGGAGCGUAUGAGACUUCCUCUUCGAGCAACCAGUACCACAAUCCAAGGUACAACAAUCCAUCGGUUCCACCGACUUUUAGUUCGCCACCCAAUUCACCACUAGUAGGCUUGGUAUUUGAUCCAGCUUCAUCCAACUAUAGUGGACCUGGAAUAAUGACAGAUCGCCUUAAUUCUGAUAGGCGCUCUCUAAGCUCCUGGUCUAUUUCUAACCAAGAACCAAUAGGAACAGGAGCAAAAAAGAAGAUCGUAAAGAGUCAAGAUAAAAAGAGUAUUUACAAUGCCGAUCUUCGUUACAAUGAAAGAUACAAAGAUAACCGAACUGAAUCAGAUCGAAAGAGGAAACAAGACAUAACAUUUGCUUCUGAAUCCACGUCAAGUCUCGAUUAUUUUUUAGAAGGCGAAAGAAUGGUUUCAGAACUAUGUAACAUACCCGAUUCAAAUGUAAGGAACGAUAGUAGUGGUAGUUCAAAACAAAAUAUAAAGUCAAAUAAUCAAGAAGUUGAAAAGAACAAUCGCUGCGGAUCAUCUGAUGUUCUUUUGACAGCUAUAGACAAGAUUGUAAUACAUGAUCAAAUUCCGAAUCAAAUUGUUCAAUUAGCAAUUGAAGCCUGUACCGAUGCUGAAAAUAUAGCAAUCGCCCACCACAAUAGACCCUGUUUUAAAAAUAUACAUUCUAUCUGUGCUAAAACUAGGUCUAACGUUCAGAAACCUGAUAGUGCAGUUGCAAACUUACACUCUCAAGGCAUACCGUGGGUAAUUAAAAACUUUAUUUUUUCCUUUGUACGAAUCCUCGAUGGGUGGAAAGGUGUUAAAGAAUUACUCAGCGAAAAACACGACACAUUUUCAAGGAUUGAAAACAAGUAUUACAGUCCUAAUAUCAGGGAAUGUUUCGUGCAGUGGCAAGCAGUGACUAAAGAGAUGUUGACACAUAUUUAUAAAACAUUUAAAUGUUUAGAUCAUGGAUUUACAAUGGAACAGAAAAGUUUCACUCACAAUUACUAUGCUACAAAUUCAGCUGCUCCAAGGCAUCAAAAUCAAAAUAAAUUUCAACCACCCAAGCAACAUAUCAGUACACCAAGACCUGUCAAUGUUCCUCACCAACUUUAUAAUGCAAUUCAACCCCCGUGGAUUCAAAAUCAGAAUCAGAUUGUAUCUCAAACAUUUAACGAAGUCCCGUGGCCGGCAGCGCGAACAGGAGUGAGUUAUAAAAAAUUUCCAGUUGUUCCUCCGCCAAAUUCUCAUAGUUUUUGUCCUCUAAGUGAUCAAACCGAAAUGGAUACUAGAACUCAAUUUAAAUGUGAUCCUUGCAAUAUUCGCGAAACUAAACCUAGACAGUCCUGGACCAUUACAAAUAUGCCGGACUUCCGUGUUUUAGAAAGUAUGUGUUAUGCCGAUCAAAGGGAUUUAUACAAUACACUUAAACAUAAAAUGGAUGCAGAACUUGGUAAAGCUCCUGGUCAACCUUUUUUGGGAAACAUUCCAGGUGAUGUUAUGCAACAACGUAAAGAUUUAGACCUAAAAUCUAAAAUGAUACCAUUGAGUCAUGUAGAGAAAACUCUGAUACCGAGCAUGGCAUCAACUAAUGAUUUGAGAGGGUGUUAUGUACAGAAAAAUAAUAGCUGUGGUGAUACAAAGGAAGAAGCUGAUUUUUUUGCGGCAUGGGGUCAGAUGGUUCAAAAAGAACCCAAUGAACUUAUAACUCAUCAUUCUCAUAACAUGCAGAUUCCGUCUAAUGUUGUGAUACCUAAUAAUAUCUCUGGCCCCGUGCAAUUUAUUGAUCCUGAAAAUGAUGAGUUUCAUGAGAUGACGAAAGUUUAUAUGAAACCUGGAAGCUACAAGGUACCUAUAAAACCUGCAGAUCCUAUUACAUCUUUCGGUGUAGGUAAUCCUCAAGAUGUAACGUUUGAUAACUGCUUAGACGAUAAUAACGCAGCUCUGAAAAUGAAAUUACCUUUUGCACCUGUAACAUUGGCGCCGCAGCCAAAAUAUAACAUGGAAUCAUGGCCAUGUUUAAUAGCAAGACGUAAUGAUGAUAUUUCAAACGAUGAUCAAAAAAUGCUUCCUAGAACCGUUUUGCCAGGCUUAGAUUUAAGAACCGUGGAAGCCCUAGAUGUUCUGAGUGCAUUAACAUCAGAUCGCGCUUGGGAAGCUGCUAAACAGUCAGUGCCAAAAUUUGUGGAUCUUUUACAGGAGGAUUCUAAGUCUGAUACGGCUCGUUUAUAUGAUGCUUUAAGACUUAGUGUUAGCGAGGAAUAUAUAAAUGAUUUUAAGGAAUCGAAAAUUAAGGUUGAGCAUAAUGAACCCUGGUCUUCUGAAUUACAUGCUAACAAUUUAGUAUUGAAGUCUUUACCCGAUUUAUGGGAUGCUGACAAGCUAAACUCAACACAAAGUGAAUGCGCAGUUCAAUCAUCUCCUAAAAAUGAUACAACUAAGGUUCAAGAGCAUGAACUAAAGUCAUUUGAUGGAAACGAGUCCGCAGAAUUGCCUGUUAACAAAAAUGCAGAAUCUAAAGAGAAUAUUCGCUGUCCUAGUUACGACCAUACUGGCAAUUGCAUUCGUGAUGAAAAUCAAAAGAAGUCUAGUGGUAAAUCUAAGGUAGCUGUAUCGGGCAUGUGGUAUCACCCUAAGAAAAAGAAACCGAUAUCUAAUUCCAUUGUUAAAAAAUUCGAAAUAAUUUUAAAAAAGUUUUCUCAAAUAAAUGAGGCUACUUUUAUUCAACAUGACAUGGACAUUAAAGUGGCUCCCAGGUUUUACGAGGUAGUUAAGUAUCCAAUGUGUCUGCAUGAUAUAUCUACUAAACUGAAAAAUUCUUCAUACACGGACUAUGAUCAAGUAGUCCAGGAUUUUCGACGUAUCUUUAACAAUGUUAGAAUGUAUUUAAAGACCUACCCAGAUACUACAAUGAAGAAAAAUGUGAAUAAACUUUCAGCAGAGUUUGAAAAAAUGCUUAAUGAUGAAUUUCAAACUAAAACUGAAUGCAAGUCCAAGUCUCAGGAACCUAUGGAAGCUAUUGAGCAUAGAAAAAUUGAAAAAGAUAAUAAUAGUAAAAGUCUAGAACAGAGUAAAGACAAUGUGAAUAACAAAAAGGAUCUAAAGUCAGGAGAUACCAAAAAGUAG
Messenger RNA from Parnassius mnemosyne (clouded apollo), 3318 nucleotides. NCBI's taxonomy places the organism in Eukaryota, Metazoa, Arthropoda, Insecta, Lepidoptera, Papilionidae. The record is from the annotation of a GenBank genome assembly.